Messenger RNA from Thunnus maccoyii (southern bluefin tuna), 940 nucleotides. RefSeq names its product transmembrane protein 218 (gene tmem218). The record is from RefSeq and is a predicted model, not a curated record. NCBI's taxonomy places the organism in Eukaryota, Metazoa, Chordata, Actinopteri, Scombriformes, Scombridae. The transcript is spliced from 4 exons. The coding region runs from base 341 to 694 and encodes 117 amino acids.
GAGGAAAGGUGAAUGAACGGUAAAACCGGCAGGCAGCUUGGUGAAGUUCUGUAUCAUUUCCCACGCGUUCCUUAGAUUUUCAGUAACGAUGCAUUUGAUUGGCUAGUCUUCAGUCCGUCUAUCCAAUUAAACUCCAGUUUGCUGUUACCAGGAAGCGAGAGACGCGAUGAAAGGGGCUAACCUAUCGCUUGAACUGAUUAACGUACUUCUUGACAAACGACGAGUUUAAAGACAGCAACGAGUCACUUUUACGAAAAUAAAACUCCACGUCGAACAGUCGGAGUGACAUGUUUUCAUUGGACGAUACUGUAGCCGCCUUAAAAGGUUGCUUAACAAAAAAAUGGCAGGUAACGUUACCGUGUUGGAAGUCGGUACAGGCGUUUUCGUCGUUGCUGUCGUUUGGAUUGCAGCUCUGGUGUUUGGGAUGAUGCUGCUGAGAGCAUCUGGAUCCGCAAAGUUAGGAGUUAUCCCUGUUUUCCUCCUGGCUCUCACCAUCACUCUGGCUCUGGUGUUUUUCCCUCGCAGCCCAGAGACCACACCUGCUGUCAAAGAGAUAAAGAUAGUGGACACUUUGUUCAUCGGCCGCUAUGUGCUGCUGGCCGUGGUGAGCGCUGUCUUUCUGGUGGCAUUCUUCAUGCUGCUCCCCUUUCAUUUCCUGGAGCCAGUCUAUGCCAAAGCUUUAAGAACACAGUAGAGCUGCCACAGUCAGAGCUGGCACCAGGAUCACAUCACUGAUGUACACAACUGAUGACAAGCAGGGGCCAUCAAGAGGCCCCGCUUCAUCUGGAAACGGACUACAGAAACAGCAGGGGAGCCGCUGUUUACUUCAUGGUCAAAUGUUUGUUGGUUGUUGAAUUGUCUAUGUAUAACCAACAGAUAUCCAGCAGUACUUUUAUUUAUGUUUUAUAUCAUUGUAUGAAUAAAUAUGUUUUUUAUUUGA